This is a messenger RNA of Clunio marinus, 712 nucleotides long. NCBI's taxonomy places the organism in Eukaryota, Metazoa, Arthropoda, Insecta, Diptera, Chironomidae. The record is from the annotation of a GenBank genome assembly.
CCUUUAUAUGAUGGUAAAAAGCGUAGUAGUAUAGUUUGGAAAUAUUUUGGUCAUUUACUGAUCAAUCAAAAAUCAGUCGAUGAAAGCCUUUUUUUUUUGUAGUUUAUGUCUGGAAGAAGGCAUAAUUAGUAACAAAUAUUGUGGAAAUUCAACUUCAGGAAUGAUACAUCAUUUACGUACUUCACAUAAAAUUAAUAACGAAAAAGAAAUUGAAUCAUCAUUAAAACGAACAAAAGGAUUAUUUGAUCGAAGCUGUAUCCUUCAAGAUAAUAAAGCGUCGAAAGCAUUAUUCACAAGAAGAACGGCAUUAAUGCUGUGUAGAACUCUUAUGCCUUUUUCUAUUGUGGAAAAUGAAGGAUUUAAAGAUUGGAUGUUGAACAAUAAUUUUGUACAAAAUGUUGAUGAUAUUCCCAACAAAAAUAGUGUGUUAAAUUCUGCUUUAAAUGAUGUUUACAAUUCAGCGGAAUCAUUGAUGAAGAAAGAAUUAUUCACUGCUUCAAAAGUCAUUACUUUACAACUAGAUUAUUACACUUCAGUCAAUGGUUGUGUACCAUAUAUUACAUUAGCAGUACAAUACCUUAAUGAAAAUUUUGAAAUGGUUACUUUUACUCUUGCAACAGAGAAAUUUGAACGUCCCCACUCUGCUGUAAGAACAGGAGAGAAAGUAACUCAAGUUCUUGAAACAUAUGGACUUCAUGAUCGAAUUAUAAUA